Diaporthe batatas is the source of this 375-nucleotide messenger RNA. RefSeq lists its product as uncharacterized. The transcript has a single exon. Lineage: Eukaryota; Fungi; Ascomycota; Sordariomycetes; Diaporthales; Diaporthaceae. Bases 1 to 375 code for a protein of 124 amino acids. The record is from RefSeq and is a predicted model, not a curated record.
AUGGAGCUUUACAACGACGGCAAGUUCGAGAAGUGGGACUGGUUGAACCCAAAGACGACGAACAGUCUGCCGAGACUGCUUAGGAUCUCGGACUUUGGCGCUAUCAAUGCGGACGGUGUCAAUCCGGCGUUCCACGGGGAUAUUCUGGGGGAUUGGCGCGAGGAGGUCAUUGUCACCAACUCGGAUUACAGCCAACUUAUCAUCUUCACCACGGACCGUCCAUCUGACGUCCGGCUGUAUACUCUACCACAUAACCCUGCCUAUCGCAACUGCAUGACGCUCAAGGGUUACGUGCAGUCUCACCACCUGGACUACUUCCUUGGUCAAGGGAUGACUACUCCCCCGCAGCCAAAUAUUCGUUACGCGGGGGCUUAG